This is a messenger RNA of Williopsis jadinii, 3315 nucleotides long. RefSeq names its product ubiquitin-ubiquitin ligase HUL5 (gene HUL5). The annotation marks the transcript as partial. Gene Ontology annotation, biological process: ubiquitin-dependent protein catabolic process; protein polyubiquitination. The transcript has a single exon. The record is from RefSeq and is a predicted model, not a curated record. NCBI's taxonomy places the organism in Eukaryota, Fungi, Ascomycota, Saccharomycetes, Phaffomycetales, Wickerhamomycetaceae. Gene Ontology annotation, molecular function: ubiquitin protein ligase activity.
GUUCCCCCUUCAGAAUUGGGCAGAGGACACACAGGCCUUUAGACCGCUUGCGCAGGAGCAUUGUGUGUGGCGAUGUAAACAAAUGGACCAGAUAUAGCGCGGUUGGUACGAAGAGGCGGGAUAAGCUGAAUUCUGGAAACAGCGCUUGAUUGUACUGGUCUUAAGCAUCAGAACGGUACCAGAAAGUGUACUGCAAGUGGCCCGUUUAUUGGCUGAGAGGAGCUUGCCGUCAUACAAGUUGAAGAUAAGCGCCACUGUUGCAGGUCUGACGAGAUGAUGAACUUCACCGGACAACUCAAGAAGAGGACCGUUAACAUUGGCGGCGGAUUUAAGCAGAGCAGAAGCUCUCUUCUUCAGCAGACGCAGAGAGAGCGUGAGAAGCGUGAGCGGGAACGAGGCAGGGAAAGGGCUGCUGGUGUUGUGAAGAGAGCCGUUGUCAGACGUUGCCGUCUCAUGGACACAAGGUACCAGCUUUGUAACCAGUGGGAUGAGAGGAGUAUCGAAGCGCUGGACAUCAACAGGGUGGUGUACUGGUUCACGAUAUUCUACAGCGAUACUUUCGGUCACAAUCCAAGGAGAAAGGACCAACUCGAGCUGUUGAUGUCCAAGCUGUCGUUGGGCUACACUGAACUAUCAGAAGUAAAUCAAAAACGAUUGCUCUCGACUUGCCGGGACGUGAUACCGAAUAUAGACAUUUCAUCCUCUGACGACCUGGAGGUAGCACAGGGUGUGCUAUACGUUGUGGACUUGAUCAUCCCAGUAGCGUGUCAUGAUGUCAUUCUGAUACCAACUCUGACAAAGUUUGCCUCAAGACUUGUUCCUACACCAGGCCUUUCAGUAUUGUCACAUGUGACGGAUCUUAUCAACAAGAUUUCAGCCGAUGAACCAAGUGAAUAUCUCAAGUUCCUGUUAAACGAUUUUGUUGGCGAUUUACACUCGUUUGGUAUCAACUUCAUCGCACUAUCAGAGCAACUCUCGAAACAGGAGGUGAAGCUCGAUACGGACCACAAGUUACAACUACUCAUCAACGUGAUUUUGAAAGCUGAUGACAGCUCAACUUGGUUCUUCACUGCAUUAUCAUGGAUUGUAUCAUCGUUUGACGUUUCCUUAGUCACAGCUUCAGAAUUAGACGACGAUUACGAAUCGGAUCAAGAGCAACAGGAGAUCAAGUAUAAGCAAAAGACUAUAGACAAUCAUAGUAAUGAAAUCAUCGAGACCUUAUACACCAGAGAUAUGGUUGUACUGGCAUCUGAGCGGCUACAGGAUACUAAUCAGCUAACUAGACUAUUAGGUUCAUUGGUUGUUUUGAAACCAAGAUUGAAGUCGUCACUAAUGAUCUAUUUGAUACCAACAGGGUUUGAACCAUUGCUGAAACAGGUAUUGGCACACCGAGUCUUUGAGGUCUUCACUGAUAUGGAUGAAAGCGCCCUCUUUUCAGUUUCCCAAGACUUCAUCAACGAAGUUUUUAAAGAUAACUUGGAUUUUUUACACCACGAUUUAUUUGUUUUCUUGGAGCUACUACAAUACAAAUUGAUCAUAUCAAAUGAUCGUGAGAUACUGCUACAUCACGAUUUUACAAGGGAGAAUUUCCUUGCAAUUGCGAUGUUUUUGAAGAAGUUUGUUUUCAAUCUGAUAUGGAAUCGUGCAAGUAUUAAAAGCGUUGUUUCUCCCUCAAAGAAAGCCGACAUGCUCUCUGAUCUGGUCAUGAAAGUACUGUCCCAGGUUUACCUCAAAGAUGCGAGGUUAAAGAUUAUGGCGAAGGAUGCUUGGCUAAUUGAUCCUUCAAGACUGAAAUUAGGAAAUAUCACAACUGUUAUAUCUCAAUACGAGGAGAAAAAGAACGAUUUCACAAACUAUUCUGAUGGAGAAGGCGAACAAUUCUUGGAAUCUUUGAACAAAGAUACACAGGCAAGGUUCGAAAUCUAUCAAAAAGUCCCGUUUUUCAUCUCUUUCGAUAGCCGUGUGGAGAUUUUCCAAGGUUUGGUUGAAAUGGAUAAGGCUAGAUUGGGAAUAGGUGAUAGUAAUCUAAACUUCUUUGCUGGCUUCAUUGAUAGAAGAUACACGGCCACUAUAAGAAGAGAACAUUUAUUGGAUGAUGCAUUCGAAAAUUUUGGGAAAUUGGGUGAACAAUUUAAAACAAAACUCGGCAUUGAAUUUGUCAAUCAGUAUGGUAGAGAAGAAGGUAUCGACGGUGGUGGUAUUACAAAGGAGUUUCUAACAAGUGUUGUACGGGAAGGCUUUCGAGAACCUCUGUUUGUGGAGAACGACCACCAUGAACUAUAUCCGAAUCCUCAGAUCGGGUUGAGAUAUCGUAACAGAAUCGACAGUUCCAAACAGUUGGAGCAUUUGAGUUAUUUGAACUUUAUGGGUAAAGUCCUGGGGAAAUGUCUCUAUGAUAGAGUCCUUGUUGAUGUUGCAUUUGCAAAUUUCUUCCUCACAAAGUUCAACAGUGGAUAUAAGACAUCCUUUGAUGAUUUGGAAAGUUUAGAUUCAGAGUUGUAUUCAAAUUUGACCAAAUUGUUAUCGUUAACCGAUGACGAGCUAUCAAAUUUAGGGUUGACAUUCAGCCUUGAUGAACUCGUUCAUGACAGGCACAUCACCUUUGACUUGAUACCAAAAGGAUCAACUAUUAGCGUCACCAGUGCCAACAGACUUAAGUUCAUACAUGAGGUUUCAAACUAUAAGCUGAACAAGACGGUAUCUCUACAGUGCAACUCAUUUCUAAAUGGUCUUUAUGAGAUGAUAUCCAAGGAAUGGCUUGCAAUGUUCAACCCAUAUGAGCUUCAGAUGUUGAUAUCAGGUGAGACAGAUGUUAACAUCGAAGAUCUGAAGGAGAACUGCGUCUACGGUGGAUAUUCUGAAAGCGACCAAACAAUCCAGGAUCUAUGGGAGAUUGUUGCAGAGAUGACAAGUGCAGACCGGUUCCAAUUUGUGAAGUUUGUCACUUCUGUUCCUAGAGCGCCCUUACUUGGCUUCAAGGCACUGGUUCCUAAUUUCGGUAUCAGAAAUACCGGAUCCGACAUUGAUAGGCUCCCAACAUCUUCAACAUGUGUCAAUCUUCUGAGACUCCCAAACUAUAGAAACAAGCAAGUUCUCAAGGAAAAACUGCUCUAUGCUAUCAACGCAGAAGCAGGGUUCGAUCUAGCGUGAGCCACAGGUAUUUCUCCACCUUAUCUGGUGUAUAUAAGCUUGCUUUACUGCUCAUGUGUGAAUUCCUUUGCUUAUCCUCCACCGUGCCUCUUUCAUUGUUUUAUACUGUUACUACUCAGAUGUAUAUAUGUGAUGUAUAUAUACUACUAGCUGAUACCCCCCCCC